GCGUGAGCGGGGUCGGGGGCGCGGGCGCGCAGGCCCAAACCAACUGGGGACGCGGAGGCAGUUGGCGGUGGCUGACGGAAAGUCCUGGCAGGACGGGGUGGGACUGCGGCGGAGAUACCCUUCCCAUAGGCAUAAGCGGAGAACGCGGUUGAGGCGGCCGUCCCAACGCGUGCUUUCCUAGGCGGGGUGCGGCGGGGGAUGUGCCUGCCCAGCCCGGGCGGAGUCUCUGUGACAGGGCGGGGGAUGCGCGGACGCCGCUCACUCGGACCCUGAGGCGGCUGGGCCCACCCUCGUGGAACCGUCCGACCCCCGGCGACCUCGGCCUCUGCUGUUUUUCUCCUUCCUGACCCUGGAAACCGAGGGUGGGAAGCGGCUACCACAGAAGAGGAAGGGGCUGUGGUGGCCACCGCGGCACAGCCCGAGUUCUUUUUCCAAGAAGAUGGUUUGCCCAGUCCUGAACACAUACUGUCCGUUCUGAUGGGACAAAGUCCAAUAUGAAUGUAAGUGAUGGAGGAAGACGACGCUUUGAGGAUAAUGAACACACAUUACGAAUAUAUCCUGGGACAAUUUCAGAAGGAACAAUUUAUUGUCCAAUUCCUGCCAGAAAAAACUCCACAGCUGCUGAGGUGAUUGACUCUCUUAUAAAUAGACUUCACCUAGACAAAACAAAAUGUUACGUUUUAGCAGAGGUAAAGGAAUUUGGUGGAGAAGAAUGGAUACUCAAUCCUACCGACUGUCCAGUUCAACGAAUGAUGUUGUGGCCCCGGAUGGCUUUGGAAAAUCGCUUGAGUGGAGAGGACUACCGCUUUCUUCUGAGAGAAAAAAACCUUGAUGGAUCAAUUCAUUAUGGUAGCCUCCAAUCAUGGCUACGGAUAACCGAAGAACGCCGAAGGAUGAUGGAACGGGGUUUCCUUCCACAGCCUCAACAGAAAGACUUUGAUGAUUUAUGUAGCUUACCUGAUUUGAAUGAGAAAACUCUCUUAGAAAACCUACGGAACCGCUUUAAACAUGAAAAAAUUUAUACUUAUGUUGGCAGUAUUCUAAUAGCUAUUAACCCAUUCAAAUUUCUUCCUAUUUAUAAUCCCAAAUAUGUCAAAAUGUAUGAUAACCACCAGUUGGGAAAACUUGAACCCCACAUAUAUGCGGUGGCAGAUGUAGCUUAUCAUGCUAUGCUUCAGCGCAAAAAGAAUCAGUGUAUUGUGAUUUCAGGAGAGAGUGGUUCUGGGAAGACGCAAAGCACAAACUUUCUUAUUCAUCACCUUACUGCCCUCAGUCAGAAAGGAUUUGCUAGUGGAGUAGAACAGAUUAUUCUUGGAGCUGGACCAGUACUUGAGGCCUUUGGAAAUGCAAAGACAGCUCAUAAUAACAAUUCAAGUCGUUUUGGCAAGUUUAUUCAAGUAAAUUACCAAGAAACAGGCACUGUACUUGGGGCUUAUGUUGAAAAAUACCUACUGGAGAAAUCUAGACUUGUUUACCAAGAGCAUAAUGAACGGAACUAUCAUGUAUUCUAUUACCUCCUGGCAGGAGCAAGUGAAGAAGAGAGGUUAGCAUUCCACCUUAAAGAGCCUGAGGAGUAUCAUUAUCUCAAUCAGAUAACAAAGAAACCCCUCAGACAGAGCUGGGAUGAUUAUUGCUAUGAUUCCGAGCCAGAUUGCUUCACAGUUGAGGGAGAAGAUUUGAGGCAUGAUUUUGAACGCUUACAACUGGCCAUGGAAAUGGUAGGAUUUCUUCCCAAGACACGAAGACAGAUUUUCUCUCUGCUCUUAGCAAUACUCCAUUUGGGCAAUAUUUCCUAUAAAAAGAAGACCUAUCGGGAUGACUCUAUUGAUAUCUGUAAUCCUGAAGUACUACCUAUUGUCUCAGAAUUAUUAGAAGUGACUCAUUAAUUCUCAG
Molecule: messenger RNA, 1893 nt
Organism: Mesocricetus auratus (golden hamster)
Lineage: Eukaryota; Metazoa; Chordata; Mammalia; Rodentia; Cricetidae
Gene: Myo9a
Product: myosin IXA
Exons: 8
Coding region: 495-1886 (463 amino acids)
Biological process (GO): intracellular signal transduction; positive regulation of GTPase activity
Cellular component (GO): myosin complex
Molecular function (GO): GTPase activator activity; ATP binding; microfilament motor activity
Source: RefSeq, a predicted model, not a curated record